ACCGUAACAAUGAAGUUUGCUUUAAUAACUUUUUUAAUAAUAAAUUAUUUCAAAAUUAUCGAAAAUGCCAAUAUAUUAGCAAUUCUACCUUAUCCAGGAAAAAGUCAUUUUACUGUGUUUAAGCCAAUUUUAAAAAACUUGGCAGAUCGUGGACAUGAAGUUGAUGUUAUGAGUCAUUUUCCAUUAAAAAAAUCGCACAAAAGAUAUAAUGAUAUAAGUUUAGAAGGUGUAAUGGAAAUAAAAACCAACAACAUUAAAAUUGAAGAAUUAAAGAACACUAAUUUUUAUGAAAACAUAAACGUUAUAUAUAAAAUUGCAGGAGUUGAAAUGUGCGAGGCACUUUUAAAUUCCCAACAAGCUAGAGAUCUUUUAAAUUCAACAAAACGUUAUGAUUUAAUGAUUACUCAAGUAACAGCGGGUGAUUGCAUGUAUGGUUUUGGGGAUGUUUUUAAAGUUCCCAUAGUGGCUAUUACAACAAGCGUUAAUUUACCUUGGGUUAGUGAUAGAAUGGCUUUACCUGAUAAUCCGGCUUAUAUUCCUAAUUAUUUUUCGUCGUUCGAGCCACAAAUGAAUUUUUUUCAACGAUUUUGGAACAGCAUUUUGCUGUUAACUACAAAAUUUAGUUAUCACAUACAUCAACAAUCCAUCGAAAAAAUCGCUGAAGAUUUCUUUGGAAAUAAAAUCUCAUCAUCGAUUAAAGACAUUUCAAAGAAUGUCAGCUUGGUUUUAGUUAAUAGCCACUUCAGUAUUCAACAAUCAAGACCGUUAGUCCCGAAUUUCGUUGAAAUAGCUGGAAUUCAUAUAGAAAAGGAUUUUUCUUUGCCAUCGCAUUUCGAAACAUUAUUGAAUUCCACAAAAAUAAUUUAUUUAAGUUUCGGAUCGAUGAUAAUGACAGAAACGUUACCGGAACACAUUUUAAAAUCGAUUUUCGAAACAUUUAAAGCGCUCGAGGAUUAUAAAAUUUUAUGGAAAGCCGAUAAAGAUUUAUUUCCGAAAGAAUUAGAAAUUCCGUCAAACGUACAAUUUGAAAAAUGGAUGCCUCAACUUGGAAUUUUAUGUCAUCCGAAUACCAAACUGUUCAUUAGUCAUGGUGGAAUGUUAGGAACGCAAGAAGCUAAUUACUGCGGAGUUCCCGUCUUAGGAAUUCCGAUUUUCGCCGAUCAAUUCCUUAAUAUUAAUAAUAACGUUGCUAAAGGGAUCGCUUUGGGGAUCGAAUUCAAUAAAAUUACAAAUAAAUCGUUUUCGAAAGUCGUUAAUACAUUGUUGGGGAAAAAUUUUAAAGAUAAAGCGGAAGAAAUUUCUAAGAAAUUUAUAGAUAGACCAUUAUCAGCUUUGGACACUGCCAUAUAUUGGAUCGAAUAUGUUAUAAGACACAAUGGAGCGGAACAUUUAAGAAGUGAUGCUGUUAAAUUGGAAUGGUAUCAAUAUUAUUUAUUGGAUGUUAUUGGAUUUUCUUUAAUAAUUUUAGCUGUUUUAUUUGUGAUUUUAUGGUUUUUGUUUAAAUGGUUGAUUGGUCGAGUAGUUUUAGUUUUAGGAAAGAAACGAAGAAAGAUCAAACUACAAUAAUUUUUUAAGUUAUUAGAGCUAGUUUAAUUUAUUUAUAUUAAUCGACAUUUUGCUUUAAUAAACUGUGAAUAGAACUUGAAAA
Molecule: messenger RNA, 1648 nt
Organism: Onthophagus taurus
Lineage: Eukaryota; Metazoa; Arthropoda; Insecta; Coleoptera; Scarabaeidae
Molecular function (GO): UDP-glycosyltransferase activity
Source: RefSeq, a predicted model, not a curated record